Molecule: messenger RNA, 345 nt
Organism: Haemonchus placei
Lineage: Eukaryota; Metazoa; Nematoda; Chromadorea; Rhabditida; Trichostrongylidae
Source: the annotation of a GenBank genome assembly
AUGCCACGGCGUAGCAGCUCUCUAGAAUUCGACAGUGGACAGAAUCAUCUGAUUGAUGCCAUAGCCUCACAAGUUGAUCAUCAAACUGUAAAUAAUAUCAUUGAUGUCCAACGGCAAAGUUUGCGACGGUUUGAAAAGACGAACGAAAUGUUGUCAAACUGUACACAUUUGAGCGAACGGCGCCUUGAAAAAGCAAAAAAGGAUGCAGGUGCCCACAAAGAAACCAUUAUGCAGAUGAAAUCGGACUUGGAGUUCAUAUUCAGGAAAAUACGACUUUUCAAGACCAUGCUUUCAACAAAUUAUCCUGAGAUAUAUGGCGAAGGUUGGUGCUGUAGUGAAACAUAA